AAAGAAGAGAGCGAGCGAGAGAGAGAGAGAGAGAGAGAGAGGCCAGGACAAACCCUGAUCUUCUGCCAACAAUGUUCAUGUCCAAAGCUGUCAGCCGGCUGAGCCGCAAGCGACCACCUUCAGAGAUCCACGAUGAUGCACGUGCCAGCAGUAGUCAACAGAGCACAAGAGGAACCUCCAAAUGGGCCAUUUCAUUAGAACACCUCCUAGAAGAUGAGGAAGGAGUGAAACAUUUUAGGGAUUUUCUGAAGCGGGAAUUCAGCGAGGAAAAUGUUUUGUUUUGGUUAGCGUGCGAAGAGUUCAAGCAUAUUCAAGACAAGAGGCUGCUGCAUGAGAAGGCACAGCAGAUCUACAGCACCUUUCUGUCCAGUAAAUCCUCAACUCAGGUCAACGUAGAGGGACAGUCACGCCUCAGUGAGAGCAUGUUGGCCGAACCUCAUCCCCUAAUGUUUCAGAAACUGCAAGACCAGAUAUUUACCCUCAUGAAAUACGACAGCUAUAACCGCUUCUUGAAAUCCGCAGCAUUCCAACGCGCCCAGCAAAAGGAAGAGAGCAGGAAAGGUUCUCCAGACACAGACGAAUCUGUACCCAAAAGGGCAUCCAGGAUUUACAAUCGGUAGCCAGGAAGACGGAAAGUCUUCAGUGCCACUGUGCGCUUUUGUUUGCUUUUACUUGCUAGUGGAGUGAAGACAUUUACGAUGCCCGUCUGGAUAACAGUUGACCGUUAUUGGUGGCGCAAGAAUAGGAACGUGCUUGUAUUCUGCGCCAGGUAGUAAUCAGCACCCCCUCAGGUCAGGUAAGGCACAGGAAAAACACGACUGCCACUCUAAACGUUGCAGACUCUUACACUUAAAUCUGAGUCAUCGGGAUAGACCAGGCGCUGUUCCGACUUCAACCUCUGACGUGAAAGGCAGCGACGCAAUUACUGCCUUCAGAGCACUGAGACCGCAACUGCCAGCCAUCUCACACUGCCGACCUCUGUUGCUAGAAUCCACUCGUGUUCCCCUUUCUGUCAGGGGAAGACAAUUGUGUCAAACUAUCGCUUUGGCUGCACUAGUCCUAAAGCAGACAGCACAGCUGGCCCUCGCUUUACUGAAUACUGCCUACGUCCAACUAUUUUAACCAGGCUAGUUAGUGAGAUAUGCAGAGUAAUACUGGGUAACAUUGAUCAACAGGGAUGUUACACUGAGGACCGCCAACCUUAUCCGGCUGGCAGAACGACACACUUCUGUAUAGCGACCCGCGCGACUGAAAUACACCCCAUUCCUCACAGCGAAACAUUGGUGCUUGUUAUGUCAACUAAUCUGUGGCGGUGAAUGACCCUUCAGGGAGCUUAUCGUGAGCAUAACCUGAAUAGGAUGGGAAACUAACUGAGGUGGAUUUAGAAUUGACCCC
Molecule: messenger RNA, 1395 nt
Organism: Callorhinchus milii (elephant shark)
Lineage: Eukaryota; Metazoa; Chordata; Chondrichthyes; Chimaeriformes; Callorhinchidae
Product: regulator of G protein signaling 10
Exons: 5
Coding region: 72-620 (182 amino acids)
Molecular function (GO): GTPase activator activity
Source: RefSeq, a predicted model, not a curated record